CAUCAGUUUACCUUUGGCAAGGGUGCCUUCAGUGCCGUUGCUCUCCUCCUCCCAGAGCUUUGCGCGCAUUGUCGCUGUGAAUCGCAGCCUUGGCCUUUGUCUGCUGGACAUUGAAAAAUGGCCCUCAGAACAUCUGAUGAUGCGCUAUAGCUUGUCUUUUGGCAAUUGCACUCCUUGCAUUUCUCUGGGGGUGGCUCCUUGUCCAUCAGGAACUCCGAAUCCAUUCGACGCCAGCCAAGACAGGCACUCCAACCACCACAAAACCAUUCACCUCAUCAUUUAUCUUUCCUCCGCCUGUAUAAUAUCAUUAACCUUAACAAUAUCCACUGCUGCCUGCUUGCAUCCCAUCUCUCCCACACCCCUUCUGCAACGCCGGCGCCGCACCGAGAUCUGUCUCCAGCAUAGCCUGCAUCCCCGAGCGCAAGCCGGAGAGUCGACAUGACCAGGGAUCAGACACAAACUCUACCAACAUACCAAGCGAGCUGGUAACUUUGGUAUACACUGCGGAUAAACCCUGAGUUACAUCCUGGGCAUUUC
Molecule: messenger RNA, 537 nt
Organism: Linderina pennispora
Lineage: Eukaryota; Fungi; Kickxellomycota; Kickxellomycetes; Kickxellales; Kickxellaceae
Exons: 2
Coding region: 137-442 (101 amino acids)
Source: RefSeq, a predicted model, not a curated record